AUGUCUAUGCCCAGUUCCACCGCAGGCAAUGCGCCGCCAAUCGAUGAGCUUGAUGACAUUCUAAACGGCAUCAUAGAGGGUCGAGAUGAGGCAGCAGCGGCAAGCACUGUCCAGGUACAUACGAAUGCGUCAAAACGGAGGCCGACAGACAACACGGGAGAAUUGGGAAUUGAUGAGGAAGUCAUCAUCACGAAGAAACGAACACCAAUACCCAAGCUCAAUGACGAAAGACUUCUUUCAGAUGCAGGCAUUCCCCGCCUGCGGAGGAUAUCGAAGGAACGGCUGCGAUUCAAGGGCAAAGGAAACGAGUAUGGAGACAUUGCGAGAAUGUUGAACAUGUAUCAGUUGUGGCUGGACGAUCUGUACCCACGCGCCAAAUUCGCCGAUGCACUUGCCAUGGUUGAGAAAGUUGGGCAUACCAGGAGGAUGCAGAUAAUGCGAAAGGAUUGGAUAGACGAAGGAAAGCCCAGGCGCGCCACAGAACAGGAAGAGCAUGACGAUGUAGACCAACUUCCUCCAACUGCUGCCCACCCAGAGGAGAGCGCAGACACAGUGCAGGGUGUAGACGACCCUACCGAGAACAACGAUGCGUCACAUACGGAUGCUGAGAGACGAGACCAGACUGCAACAUCGAGGCGGACGACACCCCAAUCGGGGCACGAUCCGGACGAAGACGAAUUAGAUGCACUGUUGGCAGAAGGCGCACCAGAUGCAUCGAACGUGCCCACUUCUCUGCCGUCACGGACGAAAAUGGCAGAUGAUGAUCCUUUUGCAGACGAGAUGGAGGCGAUGGCGGACAUGGAGGAGAUGUGGUAG
Molecule: messenger RNA, 816 nt
Organism: Plenodomus lingam JN3
Lineage: Eukaryota; Fungi; Ascomycota; Dothideomycetes; Pleosporales; Leptosphaeriaceae
Biological process (GO): DNA replication checkpoint signaling; DNA damage response; replication fork arrest
Cellular component (GO): nucleus; replication fork protection complex
Molecular function (GO): DNA binding
Source: RefSeq, a predicted model, not a curated record